UAAAUCAAUAAUUGGGUUUAAAAAGGGAGUGGGGGCUUUGAAAAAUAUGAAAAUUUUAAAAUUUUAAAAUUUAAAGAAGAAGAAGAAGAAGAAGAAGAGGAGGAGAGGAUGAGUGGAGGAGGAAAGGUGGUGUGUGUAACGGGAGGUUCUGGUUAUAUAGCCUCAUGGCUUGUGAAGCUACUGCUUCAACGUGGCUACACUGUUAAAGCCACACUGCGUGACCCGUAUGAUACGAAGAAAACAGAGCACUUGCUUGGACUUGAUGGGGCAAAGGAAAGACUUCGUUUGAUGAAAGCAGAGUUACUUGAAGAAGGGUGUUUUGACUCUGUGGUUGAUGGAUGCCAUGGUGUAUUUCACACUGCUUCUCCUGUCUCCUUUUCACCAUCUGAUCCACAGACAGAACUAAUUGAACCGGCAGUGACAGGAACACUUAAUGUACUAAAAUCAUGUGCAAAAACUUCAAGCAUCAAGAGGGUGGUUUUGACAUCUUCUAUUGCCACAGUUCUUUACAAUGGAAAACCUCUCACCCCUCAAGUUGUGGUUGAUGAGACUUGGCAAUCUGAUGUUGAUUUUUGCCAAAAAUCAAAGCAGUUGUGGUACAUGGUUUCAAAAGUACUUGCAGAGGAAGCUGCUUUGGAAUUUUCAAAGCAACAUGGAAUUGAUUUGGUUAUAAUGAACCCAGGAUUUGUGAUUGGUCCUCUGUUGCAGCCAACUCUCAAUUUCUCCCUCCAAGUCAUUCUCAAAAUGAUCAAUGGAGAUAUAGUGUUCCCAGGAUCAGAUUAUAGAUUUGUUGAUGUGAGAGAUGUGGCAAAUGCUCAUAUUCAAGCUUUUGAAAUUGAUUCUGCUUGUGGGAGAUAUUGUUUGGUUGCAGAAGCUUUAGCUUUGUCCCAGGUGCUCCAGAUUUUGCAUCAACAAUUUCCAGCUCUGCAACUUCUUCCGAG
Carica papaya (papaya) is the source of this 941-nucleotide messenger RNA. The record is from RefSeq and is a predicted model, not a curated record. NCBI's taxonomy places the organism in Eukaryota, Viridiplantae, Streptophyta, Magnoliopsida, Brassicales, Caricaceae.